Molecule: messenger RNA, 3795 nt
Organism: Porites evermanni
Lineage: Eukaryota; Metazoa; Cnidaria; Anthozoa; Scleractinia; Poritidae
Source: the annotation of a GenBank genome assembly
GUUGUCAGGUCUCUUUUUAUCUUCUUGCUGUAGGCUUGGCCGCUACCUGAACUGCUUUUAGUGUUAAAUGGCCUUGAAACCUGAAGAUGCUUGUAGCAGCAGCGAGUUUCAGUUAGACUUUGGUACAAAUAUGAGCUUCCAACAAGCCGCUGGGAAUCGUAGUCCGCCGGAGCCACGAAAGAGGACAGCACAACACGAUAAUAAAGGACAUCCACGAAAUGGCGAGGCAUUUAUUCAACCAGGUCCACCCAAGAAGCACAAGGGAAUGCAUUCAACACACGUAAGACUGAUUCAAAAUGCUUAUAAAUAAUUAAGGUUAAUUUCAACACCUUUGUUUCGAGCUGUACAGGCUCUAUCUUCCCUUCCCAACGGGUAACUUCUAUUUUCCAGUGAACUUAAUUGCUAUUUGUUUAUUUAUUUAGGUAUCUGUAGAUCACAGUAUUCACAUCAAUAAAACCAUUCUGCUACGAUUAGCCAAACUUUCGUGUUUCUUUUUCUUCUGUUCAGCUUCUGAGACAACACGUACCAUGAAGGCCCCUUCGCUUUUACAUGCACCUUGCCUUUAUAAAAAUGGAGUAGUUAACUAAAUAAACAACUUGAAUCUGGACCAGGGAUAACUGAGAAACUGAAUUUGAAUUCAAUAUGGGAGCUGAAAAAUCAAAUUCAGUAUCAUUUUGUCUACAAUUUGAUGAUUGGGUGCUAUUAAAAAAAUGCAGAAGAUUAACCAAGAAAUGCUUUUCAACAGAAGAAAAAGUGUCAGAAUCUCUAGCCAUCUCUAGAAUCUCUUCUUUCUUUAUUUGAUGUUAUUUUAUUGUGGUCCAACUACUCGAAUCAGGUGACUCCUUUGCUAUUUGUGGGGAGAUGUAAUUAUUUAUUAGCUGUGUUUCGUUCACCGGGACGAUCAAACUCAACCUACUUUUGAAAAAUAAUUGUUAUUGUUGUUUUUGUUUGAUGAUGAUGAUGAUGAUGAUGAUGUAUUAGUGUGCGAAUUUGUUUUACUUCUUUUCUUUUCUUAAGUUACCAGGACAAGAACGCAAUCAAAAUAAUACAAUGAGUCCUUCCGCUCAAACUGGAUCGCAUACAGAGCAAGGAGGUAAGGAAAACCCUAUCUCUGGACUAAAUAUAAUAUACAGUCAUACCUCCACAUGAAACCUGACGUCUAACGAGAGGGUUUGGAAGGUAAUCUCGAGAUCCGGGAUUUCACCCGAAACAAAACACGGAAUUCGAGAAAAUGCAAAAUUCAUUUACGGGAUACGGCAUUUGACCGCUUCUCGGGAGGCGGGAUUCGUCGAAAUCUUAGCAUGGAUGCGGUAUUGGAAGAAAACGAUAUUCGAGAUAGAGAUGGCAGACGUUCGGGAUGUGGGUUUGCCGGGAUCAGAACCCCCCCCCACCCCCCCGCCCCACUUCCACUUUCAGACCCUGUUACCUAGCAGCUAGACUCUCCACAAUGGUCACAGCCUUGUGGACAGAUGUCUAAGCGACCGUUGUUGAUGCUGUUUAUUUUGAAUACCAGGAAGUAGCGAUGUGACGAGACACCAAUCUUGGGGUAUAAAAAGAUGAAACAUUUCUGUUUAACCUAAAUUGUUCACAGCAUAAGUGAGUCUGAUAUUACUUUGUACAGCCCGAGCUGUAUACAUAUGUGAUGAAUGGCCGUUGUUGAGAUGCUGGUAUUUGGUUGAUAAGAUUGAAUUUGUGUGCUAUUCACUUUUACAUCUCUUCCGCGCUUAAAUGACAACAAGACCGUCCCGGCCUUGAAUAAUCUCCCCAGAAAGAUAAAAUCGAGUAAGAGAAACUUUGGGUCUCUUUUACAUGAUACAAGCUUUAAUAUCGCAACUUAUUUUUUAAAAUCCAUUUCACUUCUUUCUACUAAAACAGGGUCUUUCAUGCACCAGGAUAACAGUCAUUUAGGAGGUAGCGAUGACAAAGCGAGGCUUGAAUCAGUAUUACGAGGUGAUUUCAGCGUACUUUGUUCUUAAAGCUGGCACGUCACAACACAACAGCAACAAGAAAAUAUCUCAGUUUUUGCCGCAAGGUUGUUACUACGCGGGCUAAGCAACAACAAAAACCCAAACUAACGAGUACGACAAACAAAAACAGGUUACCAGGACUGAUCAUGUUAGCCCCCUUGCAAAAAACUCGCGAUACAAUGUCUAAAUAUGUGAAUAAAACAAUGGUACAGUCAAACUCCAUUGAUACGGACAUUGAGGAGGGGGGCGGGGGGCAUAGAACUGAAGUGCCCGUAUUAACACUGCGGGUUGAAUUUAAAGAAAGUGUAAGGUCUCAAAUAUAAUAAAGAGAUUUAGAGUCACGUUUAAGGCAAACGGCAAAAGUCAAUUCGUGCCAAGUUUUCUUCUUACUUUUCGUUUACUGUUCAUUAAUGUUCCAAAAAUAUCAGUAGUUCUUCGUUAGUUUGUCCAUAAGAAUCGUUUUGGACUGUUUUUAUCUGCUUAUUUUCCAUUUUGAGAAAACCUCAAGUUUAUCGUUUUCCGUAAACGUAACUCUAAACCUCUCCAAUUUUUAUCGGUCCAGCGGCCUUCACUUAGGCCUGGCCUAAAUAUAAAACCGAGGGCCGGGAGCCGGGAGCCCGGGCCCCUCAAGCCCUUCCCCUAGAUCCGCCAGCGCAGUCGGUUAAAUCUUAAUGCUGGACAAAACGGCUAACGCCUGGCGUUUGACGUUAAAGUCAGCCCAGUUAAAUUCUUCAGGCCUAAAUUGUUAGAAGCUAAUAGUUACGUAAGACAUCCGGUUUCAUAGCCUAAAGAAAUGUUAACUCCUUUGUUAUGUGUUUUUGUGGACUUUCGUGGUGCACAACGUUCAAUAGCAUUCCUAUCAUUUUGAUUCUAUUGACCAAUAUAAACGCCGCAUUAAUUUAUUCAGUCACAUUUGUGAACAAAAAAAUAAAGAAUUGCAUGUGCACCAACAGGGAGCUCCCAACAUAUAAUGUAGCACUGUUAUUUUUAUCUCUGAUGUUUGCCUACUUUCAUAACCAGUCUCCUUAACUAACUAAGUUUGAAGGGAGGAAAAAAGUAGUUGGGGACCAAAAUAUCAACGGAAAGAUCUUGCUGUGUCCUAUAAAACCCAAGUCACGGACACACGAUUCUCGGAAUCGCUCCCUUUUAUAUGAAAUUGGCCGGGCCGCUUCUAACAUAAGCUAACACGGGUGUAAACGAAACUUCUAAAUCGACAUUAACGUUAUUUUUUUCUUAAUGCCACAGACCUUGGACAAGAUAUGAAAAUGAUUUAUUUAAAAUGGGCACAGCCUUUUGCGUAAGUACUCGUUGCAGUAAUUUAUGUAAAAUGACAGCAGCCAAUUCAGUAGGAAAACUCAGAGAACCGUCAAGGUAUAAGCGUUGAAAAAGGUAGAUUAAUACAUGGGUCUCGUUUUGUUUUUUUCCUCAUGUUUUCAGAGAGGGCGAGGCUUUUGAAGGGUUUUGUCCCGCAAGACUUGACGAGCUAUUGAAAGAGGCGUUGAGGUUGGAACAGCACCUCAAGAAUCAAAAAGAACGUUUGAGGGAGAGGUUAACCCUAAUUACACGAACUUUACAGGCACCAGUGUUGUAACAUAAUUUCUUACUUGCCAAAGAUAAUUUAAAAAUUGUUGGUUGCAAAUGCCUCUCCACUUCGAGGAACAUUUUCCUUAUGAAUUUCAGUGAUAAAUAGAUUCAAAAUUAUGUCAUCUCUCUCUCUCUCUUUGUACAUUUUUAACUUUCAUUUUUAGUGUCAAAAACCACGAUGUAGCAUACACAACGUCUAUUUUUUAAGGACAUCUCUCGUAUCUUGAACUAAGUAACUUUUCCU